Xiphophorus maculatus (southern platyfish) is the source of this 4728-nucleotide messenger RNA. RefSeq names its product transcription factor B1, mitochondrial (gene tfb1m). Lineage: Eukaryota; Metazoa; Chordata; Actinopteri; Cyprinodontiformes; Poeciliidae. Gene Ontology annotation, molecular function: rRNA (adenine-N6,N6-)-dimethyltransferase activity; mitochondrial transcription factor activity. The transcript is spliced from 8 exons. Gene Ontology annotation, cellular component: mitochondrial matrix. The record is from RefSeq and is a predicted model, not a curated record. Gene Ontology annotation, biological process: rRNA methylation; transcription initiation at mitochondrial promoter. Bases 59 to 1117 code for a protein of 352 amino acids.
UGUACGGAAAUGCACCGGAGAAAAACGGGACACUGGGGACAAACUAUUCACUUGCACAAUGGCUGCUUCAAGGAAAGUGGGAUCUUUGCGCCUGCCUCCGCUGCCCACUGUAGGUGAGCUGAUAAAGCUGUACAACCUGCGAGCAGAGAAGCAGCUUUCCCAGAACUUUCUGCUGGACUUAAAGCUCACAGACAAGAUAGUUCGCCAGGCCGGCAGUUUGACAGGUGCUCACGUCUGCGAGGUGGGUCCAGGUCCUGGUGGUCUCACCCGCUCCAUUCUUAAUGCAGAAGCGGCAGAUGUGCUAGUUGUGGAGAAAGAUUCACGCUUCAUCCCUGGACUGAAGCUGCUGUCUGAGGCAUCACCAGGCCGGCUGAGGAUUGUUCACGGAGACAUUCUCACCUACAGGAUGGAUCGAGGAUUCCCAGCAGCUAUCUCAAAGCCUUGGGAGGAAGACCCACCAAACCUUCACAUCAUUGGGAACCUACCAUUCAGUGUCUCGACCCCACUCAUAAUCAAGUGGCUGGAAAAUAUAGCAGACAGGACGGGGCCGUUCACCUUCGGACGCACCCGACUCACCCUCACGUUCCAAAAGGAGGUGGCAGAGAGGUUGACAGCCAGCACCGGCAGCAAUCAGAGAAGUCGUCUGUCCAUCAUGGCUCAGUAUCUUUGCACCGUCAAGAAGUGCUUCGUCAUCCCUGGGCGAGCGUUUGUUCCCAAGCCAGAGGUGGACGUGGGAGUAGUUCACUUCACCCCUCUGGUCAAGCCUCAGAUUCAACAGUCCUUCAAGCUGGUGGAAAAAGUAGUCAGGAACGUUUUCCAGUUCCGUCGGAAGCACUGCCAUAAAGGAAUUGGAAUGCUGUUUCCAGAGGCGUGCCGCUUGGAGCUGACGCAGGAGAUGAUGCAGAGGGCAGACGUGGACCCCGUUCUUCGCCCCACCGAGCUCACCAUACCCCAUAUAAGGGCCUUAUCGGACGCCUACGCUCACCUCUGCACCAACGACCCCAGCCUGUUUAGCUACGACUUCAGAGAAGAACUCAGACUGAAGCACCUGGGGAGGAAUCACCACACUUCAGUGGACGCGUUUAAGGAGAUGCAGAGUGCUCCACAACCGUGCUGAAAACAAGCAUGAAAACCAAAAGGAGCCCACUAAUAGCCUCUGUUAGUACAGAAAGACAACACAUUGCUCUUAGCUUUGACAUUUCCACCUGGCACAGACAUGCAUUUUUAAACAUUCUCUUUGCACCCUGGGAGAAAUAAGUCACUCGAAACACAUGAAUGGUGUACGAGCGGUGCUUGCCUUCCAUGCGUUUUUAGAAAGGGAAAGAAAGCAGCUAGUUGCCCAUAGCAGCUUCUGGCGAGUAAGUAUCUCUUUAUGUCCCAUUUCUUUUUUCAUUUCUAUCUAACACCUUGUCCUGUGGGAGCUGAAAGAAAUGUCAGUGCUUUCAGAGUGAUUUAGAGAACGGGAACAUGGCAGCUCCACAUCCAGGACAAUUUUUUUUCAUUCUAGUGUGUAUUGCUCCGUCACUUGGGAGACGGAGCUUAAAGGGCUGCUGAAAUUGCUGCGAAUUUGUCAGCUCAAAUAAGAAACCAGACAAAAUAAGGAUCAGAACUCAUAGUAAAAUAUUUUUUAACCAUCUUUUUUCUUUUUUUACAUUCUCUCAUUAAAUAUUUUAUUGAUUAUGUAAGCCGUUGUUUGCACGUAUGUCAAAGCUACUAGUAAAUGAGCCAACAAAAUAUUACCAGUUUUGUUUUUAUCAAAUUAAAAUGCUUUGUAAGCAAAAUUAAUGUUGUGAAUAAACUUGAAGCAGUAGUUAUUAUUCAAAUGUUACAUGAAAGUAUUUUAAAUACUCCUUUUUGAAUAUUAGAGCAGGUUUUUACCAGCAGAACAUGGCGCUGCUGCUCCCUGCCAGUGCGACAGAUGGUAUGCUUGGGUUGACUUGCCAGAAAGCGACUUCGUUCCGUUUUGAUGAGAGAUGGGUGAUAAUCUCUUGCAGCAAUGGAAAAUUCACAUGGAUAGAGAUACUGCAUUCUACAGUUCACUCUUUGGCCUUAAAAGAAAUCCUGAGUGGUGCAGUGCUGUGCUGAGCUUUUAUUUUGGUAAGUGAGGGAACGUGGCUGAUUUUAAUGGUGAGAAAUUAUGUCAUGCAGAGGAGCAGCAGGGUAGUGAUGUGCUAAUGAGGUAUGGCUGUGCAGUGGUGCAGACACCUCUUUGGACUCUGCAGUAUUUUUAUGAGCUAUUAUAAGGUCUUUGAAUGUCAAAUUUCAUGCAUUGUGUAUCAACAACGUAAUCAUAGGGGAGUUCUGUCUCAUCAGCAUUUCUAUUAUUAACUCGAUAAUAUUAAACAGACAUUUAAGAUUUGUUUGAACUGCAUGCAAAGCAGGUUUGUUUAUAACUAGAUCAUUUAGCAUCAGACUGUGCCUUGCUUUUUCUAAAUGCAAGCACAUGAUUGUAUUCAUUUUAAAAGGAUUUUGUGUGAUGGUGCAAAACAUUGAAGAGCAAAGAAAAUACUGGGUUUCACAAGUAGCUGCUAUUAAGAAUCUGACUUGUGCCUUUGGAUUCUUUACCCUGAGUCAAUCUUUUUGGGUUAUGUCUUUACCAUCCGGAGUCCUUCAUUUUUGGCCAAUCUUACAGAUGAGCAUGUUUCUAUCAGAGCCAUUAUUUUGUAGCUGGCAGUUUUGGUGUUGCCAUCCUGCUGGAAGGUGAGCCUCCGCCCUCAUCUCAAGUCUUUUGUAGCCGCUAACCUGUUAUCUUCCAGUCUUGCCCUGUAUUUAGAUUCAUCCACCUCACCAUCAACACAGACCAGCUUCCCAGUCCCUCCUGAAGAAAAGUAUCCCCACAACAUGAUACUCGUGUUAGUUUUCUACCAUGUGAUUUUUAAGCUUGUAACCCAAUGAAUUUAUUCUCAUUUGGCCAGCAGACCUUCUUAACCAUGUUGUGGAUCUCUGCAGUUCCUCUAGUUACCUUUUGGUUGCUUCCCUAAUAUAUGCUGUCCUAACUGGACCUAUAAGUUUAAUUGGAUGACCAUAUCUCAGUAGGCUUUCAGUUUCAUACUUAUCUUCUUCACAGUGAUGUGUGCUAUAUAAUGCCAGUUUGCCAUAUGACAUAAAAUCCCAAUAGAAUGCACAGUUGCUAUGAAAGUUAAUGGAGUAAGUAUACCUUUUUAUGGAAAUAUCUGCUUUGAUUUGUGUGUCACAGUCCUGUACUCUGCCACAAAAUAGGCUUCACACUACCAACAAGCUGCUGUCACACACUGGAGAAAACAAGAUUCCUUUAGAGUUCAACAUCAAUAAAAAUUAUGGAAAAACCAUCAAACGGCCGUUUGAUUCAGUUGUGUUGGUGAACCCUCAGUUGGUGAACCCUCAACCUGAGGGUUAUAGGAUAGAAGCUUUGGAGAAUUAGACUUGCGUAUUUAGUGUUACUGUUAUGAACUAAGCACAAUCCUUGUUGAAAUGCUUAAGAAGUAGCAAAAACAAGAGGUUGACUACUGGGAAUAAAUAGCUUGUUGGCAUAUAAAACCAUGCAUAGGAAUAAAGCUUCUCCCAAUCUUAUAUUUCUGUGCCCCACUUCUGUCAUAAUUAUGCAUUCUAUUGAGUACAUACCUUUUCCAUCUAAAGGAGGACGUGGAAUCCUACAUGACAGCCAAUCAGGGACCACGUGUCAAAUUGAGAUGAGACACUUUGCGUCCCUGAACUGCUUCACCAUGCAGCCAAUAAGAAGGAAGUUAAUGCAGAACUGAAGACACUAGUCUCUAGAUGUCAUUCACAAGAUGAAGCUUUUAUUUAUAAAACAUUUCCAUAAGAAUAGAGCAUUCACAUUCAUUGGUAUACUAGCAUUAAAAGGCAAGGUAAAGUUGCACAGAAGAGAAGUGGUUUGCCUUUUUUUUUUAAUAGUACCUCAAAAUGUAGAUUUAUUCUAUGGCAAACUGGCUACAAAAAUAUCAAAUUUAUUGCAAAUUCCUGCCAUAUUUCAUAACUGUUCAGUGUCACAAAUGCUGCAUGCAGAAAUGUUAGGAGAGAUUACAAAUGUGAUAAACAUAAGAAUUAUAACAAUCUUCAGUGACACAACCAAAUCCAAAUGGCUGCUUUAAAAAUGAAGUAAGGAAACAGCAAACCUUAGCAUCUUUUUAAUUUAAGAGUCAAUCAGAUCUGUAGCCUAAAGUUCAAGCAGUCACCCAAAAGCUUCUCAACCAAGAAUAAUUCAAGAAAUAACUUAAAAAACAGCAGUAAUGAUAUCAGAACCUGUACAGGUAAAAAAAUAAUUCAAAUAUGUAGGCAAACAGUGUACUUUAGUGCACAAAAUACAGCAAAAAGGCUUAGUUUUGUCAAUCAAUUUGCAGUUAUUUUUAGAUUUGGGCCAAAGAGUUUGGCCUGUGCAGCUCAUAAGGUCUAUGAUCACCUAAAUUAAAUUUGCUCCUGUGAUCUACAGCAUUUGGUUACAUUACAGUAAAUGCAUCAGGCAAUAUGAACUCAUGUGGAAACCUCCUGUCUGAAUAAUUUCAGUCCAUGCAUAGGAAACUUGAUUCUUUCUCCAUACCCUGUCACUAUGUGUACACUGUUGGUUCACCCUCUCUGUCAGCAAUCCUCUGUAACUGACAGUCGAGGACAUUCUCCCCAUUUUUUUUCACAGAAAAGGUCAGAAAUCAAAUCAAACCUGCCAAUCAGCCCAAGAUGUGGAGAGGAGGGAAUGUAAUAUGUCUUUUAGAUGGUUUGGUGGAGAAAAAAAAAAAA